Nematostella vectensis (starlet sea anemone) is the source of this 1409-nucleotide messenger RNA. Its product is annotated as dynein light chain Tctex-type 5-B-like. Lineage: Eukaryota; Metazoa; Cnidaria; Anthozoa; Actiniaria; Edwardsiidae. Gene Ontology annotation, cellular component: cytoplasm; cytoplasmic dynein complex. Gene Ontology annotation, biological process: microtubule-based movement. The record is from RefSeq and is a predicted model, not a curated record. The transcript has a single exon. The coding region runs from base 461 to 1252 and encodes 263 amino acids. Gene Ontology annotation, molecular function: dynein intermediate chain binding.
GUAAAUGCGGGUCUUUGACGUAGCCUUUCGUAUCUAUGAAAUAGCUGGAAUUUCUCUUCAAGUACACUAAUGAGAUAAUUGAUAUUCACGGUAAGUUUUUAUAGAGUUUAUAAUUCCAUUAAGUGAUAAUUAGUCCGGUAGUUUGUACCAAACUGCACUGCCUCGAGGUUACUCUGCUUGGGGACUCGUGAGAGGUAUAGGUUCUUGUUUCGCGUGUGCAUUAUGCGAUCGUGAUCACAAGAAUUUGUGUUUAGUUUGCAUUCAGGAGCGCGCUCAAGUCUACGAAACCAGAUACAGAAUGAUUGAUAUCUGUACAAAUGAAGGGAGUUAUCUUAAGUCUUGACUAUAAAAACAAAACAGACUCGCGUACUCAAGUGAGCAGAAAAGAUCGCGUGCUAAUACAACAACAACAACAUUUUAACGUCUGUUAAUUGUUAUCGUGGGAGAAUAGCGAGGACGUAUGGCGAGUGACUGUCACGGGCAGACUUACUACACAAGGGAACGAAGCAAUUCGAAUCCUCUACAGUUUCAUUCAGGAACUGAGCAUGAACAAGUCACUCCGCCUUGUAGCCCACCGUACAACGGAGGAAGCGCCAACCAGUUAUCCCCUAUUGACAAAUCACGAAAAAAUUCCCCGAAGGCAAAACGUAGCCGCAAGCUUUCUCUGUUUUCGCAGUUUCACUUCAACACGAAAAGCUCUGAUGAGAAACAUGGGAAACCGAGGCGGAUUUCAAGUCCUUCGGCAUCAAGCAAAGACAAAGAUCUCAUAGAAGUGGAUUUCGAUUCGUGUUCUUCAACAAGCAGCCAGAUCAGUAUGCACAGCCUUCCCAGCAUUCCACAAGGUCGUUGUCUUGAAACGUCGCCGGCCCCCUCGCGAAAAACAUCAGCUCAGAGCACCAGCACAGCACAGAGCGCAGUCGAGAAAGAAAACGCGCAAAUACGGGAUAUUAUCAUCGAGACAUUGAAAAUACAGUUUGAAAAUGUCACAGAGUACAACAGGGAAGUGUGUGAUAAACUUAGUAAGAAUGUUUGUCAAUGGGUCAAGCGGCGGAUUGAGAUCAUGAAGGAAGGGAGCGGACAGACUUGUAAAAUCGUGAGCCUGGUAUACGUCGGGGCCGUGAGGGGUAACGGGAUAGAGUUUGCAAGCCAAGCAAUGGUGGAUUUUGAAAGGGAUAAUUUCACGGCAGGUUGCUAUCGUAACGGGCACAUUUUCGCCAUGGCGGGAAUUAUGGUUAUAGUGUUAGACGCUUAAAGGGGCUAUAUCAUCAUUUGCGCAUGCGCAAAGAAUGAUCCAAAUUAUCCUGUAAAGAUCAGUGACUCAUAAAGACUUAUGUGCUAGCUUACGUCUUUCAUUGUGGAUCACUAAGUAAACUGUAAAAGCUGCUGAGUAAAGCUGCCAUAGCUUCUUA